CGCCGCCCAUCGCGCGUCCGGCAGCAAUGGAGGCGCUGUGGGCUGCUCUGGACGAGGUGGCCCUGGAGGGGCUGGACGGCAUCACCCCCGGCGCGCUCUGGGACCGGCUGGCGGGCCGCGUCCCGCCCUUCCCGCUGCCCCUGGAGCCGGGCGCCCGGCAGCUGCUAUGGGCCACGCUGGCUGCACAGGCCGAGCUCCGCUUCUAUUUGCUGCCGCAGCCGCGCCCGCAGCUGCGCCUCUUCGACCGUUAUGAGGAAAUCGAUCUUGAGACGGGAAUAUUGGAGACCAAGCGGGAUCCCGUCCCAUCAAGCGACAUUUACCCGGUGCAUAUGAUUUUGGAUGAGGACCUCCAGGGCUCCUGCCAGUAUUUGAAAGAGAGGCUGGACAUUACUGAUAGGAUCAGGACGAAGGACAUGCAGCCCUGUUGCACAUAUGUGGAAGCUUAUGAGAAUUGGGGAGAGAGGCUGGUCAUGGUUGCCUCCCAGGUAUUGCGCCACAGGGCACUAAUAGGUUGGGAAGGGGAUCCAGACUUAAAACUUCCUGACUUCUCCUACUGCAUUUUGGAGCGAUUAGGACGAGCUCGCUGGCAAGGGGAGCUCCAAAAAGACCUCAGUGUGGCUUUUAAGGUAGAUGCUGGAAAGCUUCACUAUCAUCGAAAAGUCCUGAUCCAAAAUGGGCUGAUCUCUAUGCAGUCCCACGUGAUUAGGUUGCCCUCAGGGAUCCAACAGCAUUCCAUUCUUCUGCUGCUCAACCGCUUUCAUAUUGACAGGAGGAGCAAAUACGAUAUUCUUAUGGAGAAGCUCUCUGGCAUGCUGAGCAGCCGGCCAAGUCAGAUGGAAACACUGGGCAAUAUAAAGGAGGAACUGGGACUCUGUGAAAAAACCUUUAAGCGCCUCUACCAGUACAUGCUGAAUGCCAACUUGGGCAAGAUGGUCUCUGUUCCGCUGCAGGACGUGUGCUCUGAUGGGAGGCCUUUCAAGACAAAGAAGGGAACACAAGUCAUGGUUCGUUGUUUAAAGCUAGUGAAGGAAUAUCAGAAGAAGGUGGCUGACUUUCAUGAUGAUGAUGAAGAAGAAAUGAUUGCCAAAACUGUGCAGCCUGUGGACAUUGUGUACGAAAAGGACAUGCUGGCACAAGCAUAUGAGCUGAUUGAAAGCUGGGGGACUAAAGGUAUUUCUCAGGCAGAACUUCGAGCUGCGAUGAAUGUGGGAAAGCUGGAAGCCCGGAUGCUGUGUCGCUUGUUGGAGAGAUACAAAGUGAUCAAGGGGUUCAUGGAGGACGAGGGUAGGCAACGGACAACCAAAUACAUUGCAGGGACGUAUGCAGAACAGAGCGAUCUGAGCCAGCAGUAUGAACGAGAGAAGGCUCGGAGUGAGAAGUUGGCUCAGGCCAGCGUAGCUUUUGCACCUGGUGAGACUUUGCCUGGAGAAGGGCUCUCGCUGGCAGAGGAGGAAGAAGAGGAGGAGGAAGAGGAGGAGGAGGAAGGGCAGGCAGUGCUCCUGGAACUGGAGAAGGAAGAGGAAGAGAAAGACGGUGCAAGGCAGAAGAAGGGCAAUGCACAGGCCCAGCCCGGGCUUGAUUUUGAAGGAGGAGGUGGGCUUUGCCAGUCAGCAAGAAAGAAAGUUCCUUGCUCAGCAAAGAGGAUGGUUGGAGGGCCCCCUUCCCCUUCACUUUCAGCAGCAAAGCUCUGUGGAAACUGCCUGAGGAAGCCACUCACUCGGGGUGUCCUUCUUCCCAAAGCAGCUAAAAAGAAGAGAUCAUCUCUGCUCCCUCUGGAAUACUUGGAAGGCAGGGAUUCUGCUCUGGACUGGCUCGGGUCAGAAGCCAGCUGCUCCAACUGUGCCCGUUUCAAAGCUGUCUCUGGUGAUGCAGCCGUGGUUGAAGAAGUCCUGCCUGAAAGCCUCAAAAAGAGUUGUGAUGAAAAAAAGAGAGAGAAGAGCUCACAGGCACCGCCAAUGGAGCGAUCCCAUGAGACCUACCGCCUGCUGAAACGUAGGAACCUCAUCAUCGAGGCAGUCCAAAAUAUGCGCUUGAUCGAGAGUUUGUUUGUGCUUCAGAAAAUGAUCAUGGAUCAGGAAAAACAAGAAGGGGUCGCCACCAGGUGCUGCAAGAAAUCCAUUGUUCGCUUAGUCCAGAAGCUCUCCCAGGAAGGCCUUCUGCGCCUCUUCCGCACGACUGUUAUCCAGGAUGGCAUCAGCCGCAAGGUUGAAUUUGUGGUGGAUCCAUCCGUGACUCCUGGUGACCCCCUGGUAAAAAGCGCCAUUGAGCAAGUGCGUUUCCGGAUUUCCAAUUCAAAUUCUGUGAACAGGAUCAAAGUUCAGCAAACACCGAUGUCUCCAGAUCCAAAAGAGCAGGAGCCUGGAGCUGGGACCACCGUGAAGGAAAGGAAAAAUUGCUCUUUUUCUUGCCAAAGCGAGAUAGUUGGUGAGAAGAUGUGCAUCGCCAAAUUCAACUACCAUCCCGUUACAGUGCCAGGCCUUGGACGCUCCCUGGGCUUCUUACCCAAAAUGCCGCGCUUAAAGAUGACCCACAUCUUCGUCUGGUACCUGAUCUAUGGACAUCCUGUCAGCUUGCGGAGGAGGAACCCUGGCUGUCACAUGCUGGAAGAGGACACAGGCUGUGCCUCCUCCUGCUCUCCACUUGACGCGGCAGAUGACAAGGAGUCUCUGCGAAGCCCAGAGGUUCCUGCCCAAGAAGGAGAUCUGGAGCUGGGAGAACAGAAAGUGUAUGUGGACGAGGUCUCCUGGAAGCGUCACAUCCCUCCUCAGCCAGUCCACCGGGAGUUUGGAUACGGCUGGGCACUUGUUAGUGACCUUCUUCUCUGUCUGCCUUUGUCCAUCUUUGUCCAGAUAGUGCAAGUCAGCUAUAAGGUAGAUAACCUGGAAGAUUAUUUGAUGGACUCUGUGAGGAAACAUACACUCAUCAGAAACCUUCCCAGAUCGCUUCGACAGCAGCUCCUUUACAAGCGGAGGUACAUCUUUUCAGUAAUGGAAAGCCUACAGCGGUUAUGUUAUAUGGGAUUACUGCAGUUUGGCCCCACAGAGAAAUUUCAAGAAAAAGAUCAGGUUUUUGUGUACUUGAAGAAAAGAGCGGUGAUUGUGGAUACCACCAUCUGUGAACCCCAUUACAACCUGGCUCAAAGCAGCCGCCCAUUUGACAAGCGCCAUUAUACCCUGAGCACUCUCCAGGAUGUGGAGAACUUCUGGUUUGACCUGCAGUAUGUCUGCCUCAACACACCCCUCGGGAUUAUUCGCCAGCCCCGUGCAAAAAGGAAUGGAGCUCCAGCUGGGGAGGCUGACACUCUCUCAGAGGUAGCACUGGAGCAAGAAUCAGCAGCCGACAAACACAACCUGGAGCGCAAGUGUGCCAUGCUGGUGUACACAACAGGACGCCGAGAGGUGGAGGAUGAGGGCUCUGUCCCGGGGGACGGGCUUGGGGCAGGCGGUUUAGACUCCAGCUUUUACAGCCACUUGAAACGCAACUGGAUCUGGACAAGCUACAUCAUUAAUAAGACCAGGAAGGAAAAUGCAGUUUCUGAAGCUGGGCACCUGGUCAGGCUGCAGACCUUCCUGCCCAAGCGCUCCCUGCCAUUUGGCCCAGGAGGUGCCCAAAGUGCUCUCUGGAAAGAGAAUCUGUUAACUUCAGAACCUGCUCUACAGAAAGAAGACCUGGCAAUUGAGAAAGAGGCAAACCUGAACAGAAGCCAGAGAGUGAGGGGGGGGAAGAGCCAGAAGAGGAAGCGGCUGAAGAAGGACACAGUGAGGAGGACAAAGAAGAGGAAGAGAAAGAGAGACGAAAAUCCUGAGGCAAAGAACCAAAAGCCACGCUACCAUGAUGAGGUGGACCGAAGGGCCCUGCAGAGAAUGACCCGCCUGCGUGUGACAUGGACCGUGCAGGAGGACAGCCUGCUGAUGCUCUGCCGCAUUGCAAGCAACAUUCUGAACGCCAAGGUGAAGGGGCCGUUUGUCCCCUGGCAAGUGGUCCGAGACAUCAUGCAUGGCAGCUUUGAGGAAUCGCUAGACAAGACUUCUCAUUCUGUUGGGCGGCGGGCCCACUACAUUGUCAAAAACCCCCAGACCUACCUCAACUAUAAAGUGUGCCUUGCUGAAGUCUACCAAGACAGAGCCCUGAUUGAGGACUUCAUGAACAGGAAGAGCGACUACCAGGAUCCCAAGGUUUGUUCUGAAGAGUUCAAGGACUUUGUAGAAAGACUGAAGGAGAAGUUCAGCUCCACGCUGGGGAUUCCCAGGCCAGCCGUUCCAGACACCUUGCAGGAGCUUUUCCUCAGGUUCCGGGUUCUGGCUAUUGGAAAUGAAACCAGCUGUGGCAGAAAAGAAGAUGAACUCUGCAGCGUGGCUGACAUACACUUUCUGGUGCUGCAGAACCUGAUCCAAAGCACCCUGGCCCUCUCCAACAACCAGAUGAAGUCCUUCCAGUCCUUCCAGACCUUCCGCCUGUACCGUGACUAUCAGGAUGACAUCCUGGUGAAAGCUUUCUUGGAUUGUCAGAAGAGGAGCUUGGUGAACCGCCGCCGGGGUAAUCACUGCCUGGGCCCCAAGAAAAGUCGGGCGCUGCCCUUCGUACCCAUGUCUUACCAGCUCUCUCAGAGCUACUACAGAGUGUUCACUUGGCGGUUUCCCAGCACCCUUUGCAGCGAAUCUUACCAGUUUCUCUUAAAACUCAAAGAAGCCGGAAGACAGGAUGCCAUUUCCAGCUUUUCCUUUAAGGAUCAAGACAAUCUCCUUGGGGCCGAGAUGGUAACGUUUCCUUUAGAUGGGCCUGGAGGCUACUGCUCUGCUCUGUUGGCCCUCUUCUCUCUCGGCCUGGUUUCUGUAGAUAUUGCAAUCCCGGAGCAGAUUGUUGUGGUUGACAGCACCAUGGUGGAGAAUGAAGUCAUCAAGAGCCUAGGGAAAGAUGGGCUGGAGGAGGAGGAGGAGGAGGAGGAAGACGAUGAUGAUGAUGUGGAGGAAAAUCCAGUGAACAAGCGGCAGAUUGAGGUGAAGGCCCGACAGGCUUCACGUACUAACUACCUGCUCAUGAGAGGCUAUUGUGCCCCAGGGAUCAUCAACACCCGGAAUUUGAGUCCCACAGACAACAUUGUUGUUGAUUCCUGUCAAGUGAAAGUGAGGCUAAGAGCAACACCUGCCCAAAAUGGCCUCUUGGCUGAAGUCCCAUCUGACUUGGAGAGCAUGCCGGUUGGAGCCUCUUGCCUCCCCAGUUCCUUCACCAAAUGUCUCAGGGUCCCAGAAGAGGGUGAUCCAAAACUUCAGUUGCUGGACCAUUACAGUCGUAGCUCUGGAGAUGCUGCUGCAGCCCUUGAAAUCUUCUCUGCCAUAGAGGCCACUUCACACUUUGGGGUAGACCAGGUGAAUAUCGCCAGGCAGUUCCAGCAUUAUGAAGAAGCUGAUAUUGGACGCACUCGGGUCUUGCAGCAAUAUCUUCAGGAUCUUCUUGAUUUGGAGCAGGUGUUGGAAGUAGGUGGAAAAACUACCCGGCUGGUGGCAAAGAGAUUUGCAAGUCCGUGGCUGUUGCAUUCUGUGGGUCUCAAGGACAUCAGUCAGAACCUUCCAGGCAAAGAGCCGCAUAUAAAGAGGGACUGUGCUAAGCAGGAACACGAGGAAGGAGACGCUGCCUCCUCUGCUGCAGCGGCAGGAGGCGAACCAGCCAGGAAAAGGUCAAGAGGAGAGGGGGAGGAGGAGGGGGCUCCAGAAACAAGGGCUCUUUCCUCAAGCUCCCCAUGCUGGGAGGGAGCCAGGACCCCUGUGGCGCAAGGAGAAGCUGUCAUGCAGAAGUGCAGUAUGGGCAUCCCCUCCUGUAGGAAAAAAGCCCCGGCCCUCCCUGGCAGAGAAGCCUUGGAUGGGGGAAAGCCCAGUCAAGAACCCCAUGAGGAUUCCUUGUCAUUCCAAGAGGAUAAUGAAACUCCCAGAGGAUGUGUGGCAAGGCAAUCUCUUCAGGUUGAAAUGAGACGCAGGGAUAGCAUCUGCUUUGUGGGGCGACCUUGGCGCAUUGUGGAUGGCAGUCUGAACAAGCCAGUCUGCAAAGGGAUCAUGGAAGGGGUGCUUAGCCACAUUAUGACAAAACCUGGCAUCACAGAAGCGGUCCUGCAGCACCACUACCUGGGUGUCUUGCAACCAGUGGCUCUCCUGGAGAUCCUACAGGCUCUGGAGUCUCUGGGCUGCAUCAGGAAAUUCCAGUUUGAAAGGCCGGCAGCUGCCACGCUUUUCUCCAAGCCUGCCUGGGAAGAAGCAAUCGCCCGCGGCAAGCUGAGCGACGCGGCAGACGCUUUCUACGAGCCGGCCAUCGACUGCACCCUGAGAAUGGGCAGGGUCUUUCCCUACGAACUGAACUGGAACAAGUGGGGUCCGGGGGCGCCCCUGUAAGCUCCGGGGGCGAAUAAAGCGACUUUAUUAAAGCGA
Crotalus tigris (Tiger rattlesnake) is the source of this 6416-nucleotide messenger RNA. RefSeq names its product general transcription factor IIIC subunit 1 (gene GTF3C1). The transcript has 37 exons. Gene Ontology annotation, biological process: 5S class rRNA transcription by RNA polymerase III; transcription initiation at RNA polymerase III promoter. Gene Ontology annotation, cellular component: transcription factor TFIIIC complex. The record is from RefSeq and is a predicted model, not a curated record. Gene Ontology annotation, molecular function: DNA binding. NCBI's taxonomy places the organism in Eukaryota, Metazoa, Chordata, Lepidosauria, Squamata, Viperidae. Bases 27 to 6380 code for a protein of 2117 amino acids.